This is a messenger RNA of Oryzias melastigma (Indian medaka), 1067 nucleotides long. It is a transcript of the gene rbp5, whose product is annotated as retinol binding protein 1a, cellular. Gene Ontology annotation, molecular function: fatty acid binding. Gene Ontology annotation, biological process: fatty acid transport. Gene Ontology annotation, cellular component: nucleus; cytosol. Bases 311 to 727 code for a protein of 138 amino acids. Lineage: Eukaryota; Metazoa; Chordata; Actinopteri; Beloniformes; Adrianichthyidae. The record is from RefSeq and is a predicted model, not a curated record. The transcript has 4 exons.
GAGCCUCCCUUCAUGCUCCUGCUCAGAACCGCCUGCUCGCCUGACUGCAAACUGUUGCAGACUUCAGAGGAGCUCCGAACAUCCCGCUGCUCUCCACCCUGGGAAAAGGAAAAAGGCUCGUUUUACGCGCGGAGCUGUUCGGUCCAGACUUGGUCAGGGGGGAGAAAAAAAAGGAAAGUUACGCAAGAGAAAGUGAUAUCAAUCUGGGCGGAAGCUGAAACGGUGCGAUUCUGGGUUUGACUAGAGGAGAGACAAAGGCAAAGAGCAAGACGAGAUUCCUCCUUUGUGAAGGUUUUUGUCAAAGGAAAAAAUGUCUAAACCAAACUACUCCGGCACCUUUCAUAUGGUGGAGCAGCAAAAUAUGGACGCCUACCUCGAAGCUUUAGAUCUUAAUUUUGCCUUAAGGAAAAUUGUGUGUCUGCUGAAGCCCACCAAAGAAAUUACCCACAACCCGGAGACGGGAGCCAUGAAGAUCCGCACGCUCACCACCUUCAAGAACUUUAACAUGGAUUUCACCAUCGGGAAAGAAUUCACUGAGGAUCUGGGGCCGGUGGACGGACGCACCUGUCAGACCACAGUGAGCUGGGAAGGAGACACGCUGGUGUGUGUGCAGCGAGGAGAGAAGGAGGGCCGUGGCUGGACUCACUGGCUGGAGGGCGACAAGCUGCAUUUGGAGAUGAGAGUUCAAGGCGUCGUUGCCAAACAGGUUUUCAAAAAGGCCAACUAAAGCUGCUAAAAAAGCUGAAGUGAAUAAUCUUUCUGGAAACGUAGCCAAAAUAAAGACUGAAUCUAAUUUGUAGGUUUUUUUUAUUUUAAUCAGUGCCUUUUAAUUGAUAGUGUUUAAAAAAAUGGCCAGUAGGAUUUGAAAAGGUUUCUCUGUGUAUGUUCUGUGUGAUAAGAGAUUAGCAGGCCAGCCAUGACCUUUUUGAAAUGCCAAACUUGUUUAUGUGCUAUAAAGAAAUCAAACAUCUGUCACUUCCUUCAUCUGUGUUUUCAAUACACAGCAUUCUACAUGUAAUGAAGUUUUAACAUGUAAUAAUAAUAAAAAAGACCCAUUUCAAUUAAAA